AAGGCUCAGUCCAUGUAGUGAGUCCAAUCUUAGAAUUUCUGUAGAUUACAUUCUCUGGUUUCCAAGAGAUUUAUUAGCUUGUCUUCUUACACACACACCAACUGCCUCUGGCUCAACACACUCUAAGAAGAAGAAAAGGGAGAACAGAAGGAGGAAAGAAGCUUUGAGUCCUACCCUGUAGACGAUCUCAGAAUCUUUACACCUCUGGAGAAACUUUCACUAACGUUCACCAACAAUUUGAGAGAUGGUGAAUGAAUACAAGAAAAUUGUUCUUCUGAUAGGAUUAGGUCGUAUUAGUGACCAUGAUUUUAGAAUGGUUAAGUCCUUGUUGAGCAAGGAACUGAAGCUAAAUAAAAAUAUGCAAGAUGACUAUGACAGAGUUAACAUUGCUGACUUGAUGGAGGACAAGUUUCCAGAAGAUGCUGGACUGGACCAACUGAUAGAACUGUACAAAGAGAUUCCAGGACUUGGAGACCUUGCCAGUGAACUCAAAAAAGAGAAGGCAAAAGCUAAUAGGAAACAGGCUGUGAAAAGCAAAACUGCAGUAAAAAGACACCGGCAAGGUGAACCUAAUACUUCCCAAGCUAUGUCCACUGCAAAUGAAGAGUUGGAAGCAGAAUCAGGCAGGAGUACUAACAACUCACAGACUCCUCGGUCAUCUCUACCAACUGUUUCAAGAAGGGACCAAGUCACUCAGAUGUCUUCAAUAAAAGCAUCCAGCAGUGGUCCGACCUGUAGCAGGGCCCCAGCAACAUCGCGCCACAGGGUCCAGAAACCACAAGUGUCUUCAGCAGCAUCAAUCGUCAGGUUCCUAAGCCCUCGAGAGUCUCCAGCAACAGCAUCCAGCAGUGCCCAGGCUCCUGGAGUAUCUGAAGCAAUACCAGCCAAGGACUUGGAGUUCUUGUCAUACAAGUGUUUCACUUGCUUGAAACAAAGACUGAAGACUGUACCUAGAGAACCUUCUGAGGUAGAUGGUCACCAACAAGGUCCCAAACACGUGAUGGUGUUAAAAGCAACAAAACCAUUUAAAUAUGGCAUGAGAGAAGAAUGGAUGUUCCAUGCCACAGUGGCUACAGAGACUGAAUUUUUUAGAGUGAAGGUGUUUGAUAUUGUCCUGAAGGAUAAUUUCAUCCCAAACAAGAUCAUUACUCUCUCAGACUAUGUUGGUCAAAAUGGGUUCAUAGUUAUACGCCAGGCAUCCAGUGUGUCGAAGGUAAAUGAUAGUCAAGCAAUGCAUAUCCCAACUUCACUGAGGCAAAGGGCCAAUGCAACACCUAAAAUUGAGUAUCUUUGCUCAAAAAGAAGAGGAAUAUUUGUGUUUGGAGUGUUCAAGGUAGUUAAGAAAGAUGAAAUGGAGGACCGCAUUUGCUACGAAAUAGAAGAUAAUACAGGGAUGAUGGAGGUGAUGGUCUAUGGACGACUGACUAGUGUUGAUUGUAAUCCAGGAAAUAAGCUUAGACUCGUGUGCUUUGAACUGAUCUCAGAUGAAGAUAAAGUACAGCUGAGGUCAACAAGAUACAGUGACAUGCAGAUGGUGAAUCAGUUCAAGAAAAUUGUUCUUCUGUUAGGAUUAGAACGUAUCAGUGACUAUAACUUUAGAGUGGUUAAGUCCUUACUGACCCAUGACCUACAACUGACUAAGAAAAUGCGAGAUGACUAUGACAGAAUUAAGAUUGCAGACUUACUGGAAGAAAAGUUCCAAAGGGAUGCCGGAUUGAGCAAACUGAUAGAAGUAUGCCAAGAUAUUCCAGAACUCGAAGACCGUGUUGACAUGCUUAGAAAAGAGAUGGAAAAAGUUAAAAAUAAAAACAAAAGAAAAGCUAAAACUGCUGCAAAAAGACGGAGGCAGGAUGAAUCCAGUACUUCCCAGCUUACCUCUGAUACAAAGGAAGGUUCGGAACUAGAACCAACUGUGAAGAUGCCUUCAUCAGAGAAAAGUGAAGAUACAAUCACCAAAUCACUUGACAUUGUGACAACACCGUUACUCCAGGAAGAGAACAACCUUCCAGAACUUUCAGCAACCAACACACGCCCAGCUGAGAGUGAACGCCAGGCUCCUCAAGAGAUUCCAACAACAAUCUCCAGCAGCCUCCAGAUCCCCCGGCAGCCUCAUAAAACACGAUCCACCAUAUUGACAACAUCUCAGGAUCCUUCAGAACCAUGUUCCACCAGUGACUGGGCUUCCCAGGUAUCUCCCGUGACAGCCUUUAGCAGCAACCCGACCAUCCACAAUUCUCUGGCAACAUCAACACUUUCUUGUAGUCGCCAAGCUUCUCUGGAGUCUCAAAAAACAAUGCCCAGCAGUGUUCUGGCCUUUCAGGGAACCCCAGCAACACUGUCCAGCAAUGUCCCAGCCUUGCAGAUGACCACAGCAACAGUGACCAGGAGUGUUCAGGACACUUGGAGGCCUCAAGCAACAGUGCCCAGCAGUGACCAGGCCAUUCAGAUGACUCCAGCAACAAUGACCAGUGGUCAUAAUAGCCCUCAUGUGUCUGCAGCAAAAGUAUUCAGCAGUUACAAUACCCCUAAGGUCCUCCCAGUGACAGUGCCCAGCAGAUUUCAGGACUUUCAGGUAACUUCAGCAACAAUGACCAGUGGUCACAAUAGUCCUCAAGUGUCUGCAGCAACAGGAUCCAGCAGUUACAAUAACCCCCAGGCGACCCCAGCAACAGUGCCCACCAGUAUUAAUUGUCCUCCGACGUCUCCAGCAACACAGCCCAGCAAUCUUAGGGCUCCUCAGGUACCUUCGGCAACAGUGCCCAGCAGUUCCACUGCUACUUCGCCUUCUCCAGAAACACCUCAUAAGAAACAAAGAUGGAAGACUUUACCUAAACAACCUUCUGAAGAAGAUGGCCUCCAACACGGUUCCAAACAAGUAAUGGUGUUAAAAGCAACAGAACCAUUUACGUAUGACAUGAGAGAAGACAAAAGGAUGUUCCAUGCCACAGUGGCUACUGAGACUGAAUUCUUUAGAGUGAAGGUGUUUGACAUAGCUCUAAAGGAAAUCUUCAUCCCCAGGAAAGUCAUUGUCAUCUCAGAUUAUAUUGGCUACAAUGGGUUUCUAGAGAUAUACAGAGCCUCCUGCGUAUCUGAGGUGAAAGUGAUAAUGGAUAUCCCACUUUCACUGAGACAAAGAGCCACGGCAACACCUAAAAUUAAUACUAUUUGUACACAAAGAGUAGGAACAUUUGUGAAUGGAGUCUUUGCAGUAUAUAGUAGGACAGAAAGGAAUGAAUUCAUUCACUAUGGAAUAGAAGACAAAACAGGGAAGAUGGAAGUGGUGGUGUAUGGACAAUUUACCAGUAUCUACUGUGAGCCAGGGGAUAAACUCAGACUCUUCUGCUUUGAACUGAGCUCAAGUAUGAACAUGUGGCAGCUGAGAUCUGUGAGGCACAGUUACAUGCAGGUCAUCCAGUCUCGGAGGAGAGACACAGAACCACCCAAUCCCCAUUUAGUUAUUGAAACAGCCCUACCCUCUUAUUCAUUGACACCUGAACAACACUGGCAAUGAUGUUUAUGGUGCUAAGAUGCAAGUGCAGAAGAAAAAUGUACAUAUGGCAAAUGGUGAAAUAAAAUGCAUACAAAAUCCAGCUCUAAGUUUUAGGAAAUAGUGCUUUCUUUUCCUUUGUUGUUUAUACAUUUUAGAUUCUCUAUAUUCUACAUUUUCCAUCUGUAUGUUUCGAAACUUGAAAAAAAUAAAUAUUUUAUGUAAA
Molecule: messenger RNA, 3713 nt
Organism: Meriones unguiculatus (Mongolian gerbil)
Lineage: Eukaryota; Metazoa; Chordata; Mammalia; Rodentia; Muridae
Exons: 13
Coding region: 245-3511 (1088 amino acids)
Biological process (GO): activation of innate immune response; cellular response to interferon-beta
Molecular function (GO): double-stranded DNA binding
Source: RefSeq, a predicted model, not a curated record